Messenger RNA from Symbiodinium natans, 738 nucleotides. NCBI's taxonomy places the organism in Eukaryota, Dinophyceae, Suessiales, Symbiodiniaceae. The record is from the annotation of a GenBank genome assembly.
AUGGAUGUAAGUGGCAGAAUCCCGAGAAGGACACUCAUCAUUGCGGGCCUGGCCACAAGCGUUUCAUUGCAGGGAUGCUCAUCAUUGAUCCCGACGCACGCAACAGGGUACUGGCAGGACAUGACCAGCUACUUAGCGAAAUACAAGUUUGAGACACCUGGGCUCGAAACGACGCAGUUGAAUCCGUGUGCAAUGGACAUUCCCAGAUACCUCCAGUGCAGCGGCCACGGCGAGUGCAAAGCGUGGACCCAAGAUCCCACUCGAGAAGACCUUCCACAGGCGGCUGCGGAAGCUCCGAGGUUCUGCUACUGCGCAGAGGGCUGGGCUGAUCCCAACUGCGAGACGCCCAGAAAGUCUCAGAGAGUGGCGUUUCUGCUCUCCCUCUUUGGCGGCGUUCUAGGCCUGGACCAGUUGUACCUGGGUUUCUUCUUCCCAUACGGCUUGCUGAAGCUCUUGACCCUGGGCGGCCUGGGCAUCUGGUGGAUCUACGAUGUAGUACGGAUCGGUUCCAGUCCUGUCGACACAGCAGUCAGCUUCAAGGUGGCCCGGAAUGUACCACACUGGGCUUUCGUACUGUCAUCGGUGAUCUUCUUCGUGGCCUUGGCCUUUGUCUACAGCGCAUGGUCAAUCCGCAGGCAGCGGGUGAUGAAGCAGAGAGAGAUGCUGAUGCUUCAAGCCGAGAGUGCUGCGAUCGAGUCGCGUCGACAAUAUUCAGGCUAUGGUUCAACACUGGGCUGA